Uloborus diversus is the source of this 2021-nucleotide messenger RNA. Its product is annotated as serum response factor-binding protein 1-like. The coding region runs from base 45 to 1883 and encodes 612 amino acids. The record is from RefSeq and is a predicted model, not a curated record. Gene Ontology annotation, cellular component: 90S preribosome; nucleus. NCBI's taxonomy places the organism in Eukaryota, Metazoa, Arthropoda, Arachnida, Araneae, Uloboridae. The transcript has 8 exons. Gene Ontology annotation, biological process: maturation of SSU-rRNA.
CGCAUGGUUGUUGGUUUGAUUGGAAUGGUCCAGGAAAUUUAACGAUGGAUAAAAUCAAAAUUAACAAUCAGAUCGUCCAGAUGAGGAAAUAUGUGAAACAAGCAAAGGUUCAUGUCAUAAAUAAAUUUGUCAAAGAAGUCAAGUUGUUACAAAAUCGCAAAGGGGAUGAAAAUAAAGUAUCCAAAGCUAAACGAAAGGCUGAGCGGUUGCUGACUGAAAUUGCUUUGAUCAAAAAGAUGAAACCAGAUUCUAUUAGCAAGCUAGCUAUUUCUAAAGCUUUAGAUUGGAACAGUGUUCUUCAGCAGAAAAAUGCUUCCAUAGAAGAUAGGUGCAUAUCAAUGUUGGCAAAUUAUAAACCAGUUCAGGAAGAGGUUGAAAAUUUUUAUGCUAGUAAUAAAGAACUGAUUUCUAAAAUUCCAGAGUGUUUAAAAGAAUGGGAGGAAAAAACCAAAACACAAAAUGAAGAGCCUCCAAAACAGAGUGUCAAGGCAUCAGAUUUGAGGCAAAGGAAAAAAGAAAGAAAAUCAAAAUUGAAUAAAUCUCCGCGCAAACUCAGUAAUGGUAAAAGGUUUUUGCAAGUUGAUGAUGAGCUACUUUCCCAAAACUCGGAUCCGGCUCUACCAAAAACAGAUUGUCUUUUAUCAGCAAGUUUUGAAGAACAAGAAAGGUCAAGUACUGUAGAUGGUGAUAGCAAUAUAUGUUCUAAUGCUGAAAAUGAAAAAAGUAACAAGAUAAUUUCUGAACAGAACGAAAAUGUGCCUGAGGUUAUCGACAGUUUAGGAUCAAAUUCUGAUUUGCAGAAAUUAUAUGUACGCAAUGCUAAAAGUGAAACUUCACCUUCUGCAUCAUCUUCUUCUGAUACUGAUGAUGAUAUAGGUAACGAUUCUUCCGCCUUUCAAAAUGAUAAAGAUUCGUCUUCUAAUGAAAUGGUUGGGGAAAGUUCUACAAUUGCUGCAAUUGUAACAAAGAGUUCCAACCAAGAGAACGAAAAUGAGUUGCUUUUGAAAAAUGCAGCGAAAAAGAAUGUUGUGUAUAAUAUGAAUAGGAUAGAUAAUUUUCAAAACAGUGAAAGCAAAAUGCUUAGUGACACUAUUGAUACAGAACAUACCAAACAUUCACCAGUGAAGAAAAGGUGCACGAUCAGCCCAGAAAAAACCAAACAAACAGGUUCAAACAAAUCUCACAAUUUGAAAGCCAUAAAACAGUUGAAUUUAGAAGAAUUAAAAGACUUAGAUGAAAUACCUGUAUUAGAUUCAUCUGUUAAUGAACAUUCAGACAUUGAGCCAGAAAGUAGUGAAGAAUCUGAUGUAGAAAACCCAGAGGAACAAGAGAGCGAUUCAUUCUUUUUAAGAGAAGGUGAAAGUGUUUCUGAUGUUAAAACAGACACUAAAAGACCUUUAAAAAAUGGUUUGUUUGAAGCUUCACGUUCUGUACGGAGAUUAGGCUUGCAAAAUAACUAUUUAAAUUCACAUUCAAGCAGUGAGAAAUAUUCAUCUAAGCAAGAAUUCAACAAAAGAAGAAACUUUUCAUCAGAUAGCAAAAUGCCCCAAAACUUUAAAUUUAAGUAUGAAAAUACUAAACAUGAUUCAAGAUGGACUCCUAAAAGAAAAUUUUCUCAAACAGAUCAACUGGAUAUUUCCCCUAAAAGAGGAAUGUAUCAGAAUAAAAAUGUAAAAAAUGGCUCAAAAAUAUUUAUGAAAGACAGAGAAGCUAGUUUUCAAGAACAGAUAUACACAAAUUCAAAAGACAAACGUAAAUCCAAUGCGAAGAAAGAAAAGUUAAGUGAAAGUCUCCCAAUCCAUCCUUCCUGGGAAGCAAAAAGGAAGUUGAAAGAAAGUAAAAAUGUUCAAUUUCAAGGAAAAAGGAUGGUGUUUAAUGAUUGAUGUUUAAAAUAUGGUUUGGCUUCUAAACAUGCAAGAGCCACUGCAGCUGUCUCAACAGUUGAUAAUGCUUUUUCAGUGGGCUGAGUUCGAAUUACAUAUUCACUAGCUAAUUUGGAAUUUAUUUGUACCUGAAAAAAA